Molecule: messenger RNA, 516 nt
Organism: Caenorhabditis elegans
Lineage: Eukaryota; Metazoa; Nematoda; Chromadorea; Rhabditida; Rhabditidae
Gene: Y50D7A.10
Product: ADF-H domain-containing protein
Exons: 4
Coding region: 3-419 (138 amino acids)
Biological process (GO): actin filament debranching
Cellular component (GO): nucleus; cell periphery; cytoplasm
Molecular function (GO): Arp2/3 complex binding; actin binding
Source: RefSeq, marked reviewed
AGAUGACGUCAUCGCUCACAAUAUGCUCAAUUCCAGACGGAGUGAAGGAGGAUUUGAAGAAGUUUCGAUUCUCGAAGAGUACAACGAUGAACGCUUUGAUUUUGAAAAUCGACCGGGAAUCGCAUGAGCUUCAAUCGGAGCAACUGCUCAAUGAUUGCUCAAUUGAAGAGUUUAAAGAAGAGCUUCCAAGUCAACAACCACGGUUUAUUCUACUCAGUUGGUGCAAAAAACAUUCGGACGAACGAAUUUCAUAUCCAAUGCUUCUGAUUUAUUAUUGCCCAAAUGGAAGCAGCCCGGAACUCCAAAUGCUGUACGCUGGGAGCCGUAAUUUCAUCGUCAACGAAUGCCACGUGUCAAAGAACACGGAAAUCCGAGAUAUCGAUGAAAUCGACGACGAACUGCUCGAAUCGAAAUUUUGAAUUUUGAAUUUCCACCGCCGGCUGAAGAUAUUUAUACGAUAAUUUAUUUAUGUUAAUUUGCGAUUAUACAGAAUAUUCAGACAAUAAAUAUUUAUUU